AGAAUGACGCUACCAGCUGAAAAACCUUAACACCUACUGGCGCUAGCCGUCUACUCCCUCGGCGGUGAUUGGCGACUUUUCGGGGCUGCGUGUUGUCUCUUCUCGCGGGAAGCGCGCGCCGCCGCCUUCCCCGCCCCCCCUCCAAAGCUUCGCGCCUUCAACCGCCCUUCUCCUCUCCCCCCCCUCGCAUAAACAGCGCGCGCAACGCAGAGAAGCGCAGCGAGCAAAGCAAGCGCGAGCUGGGAUGUUGGGCCCCCGCGAGGUGGUGACGCUUCAGUUAGGCCACUACGCGGGGAGCGUGGGCGCCCAUUGGUGGGGACUUCAGGAAGCGUCGUUCUGUUUCGAUCCUGCAGACAAGCAGUCUGAUGAAGGGAUACGUCACGAUGCGCUCUUCCGAACAGGGAAAACCCUCCAGGGGCAGGAGACGUACACCCCCCGCCUCGUUGUCAUGGACCUCAAAGGGAGCAUGAGCUCUUUGAAACAGCAGGGAUGCUUAUACCAGGAUCCGAAAGCAAACACACCUGUGGCAUGGAAGGGUAACCUGAUGACACAUCAAGAAGAGUCAUCCCCUAAGAACCCAUUCCUGGAAGUCCUCGAAAAAUCUGAGAGUGAAAGACCAUCCAAUGGCGAUUUUGUUCUCGGGACUCCCUCUGGUGGUAAAGACAGGACUUCGCUCCCCGAGAGACAGGGUGAGGCUUCGAAGGCGCCUAAUGUGGAGCGUACGAUGCACGUUUGGUCAGACUUCCUCCGGACACAUCUGCAUCCCCGUAGCAUCUUAACAAUCCAUCAGUACAAUCAUGAUGGGGAAUCCAAUCGCCUGGAAGCCUUUGGACAGGGAGAAAAGCUCCUGCAAGAUGCCACAUACCUCGAGGAGCUCGAAGACAGGCUCCACUUCUAUGUGGAAGAAUGUGACUAUUUGCAGGGGUUCCAGGUCCUCUGUGACUUGCACAACGGGUUCUCAGGGGUGGGGGCAAAGGUCACAGAGCUGCUGCGAGAUGAAUACACGGGGAAGGGAAUCCUGACAUGGGGACUGACUCCAGUGCUUGGCGCACCUAAUCCCCCUCUGGGCCUCUACCGGCUGAUGAACACUGUCCUUGGGUUGGUCCAUCUUUCCAGUCACAGCUCCCUCUUUUGCCCCUUGUCCCUGAACGGGAGCCUGGGGCUCAGGCCAGAGCCCCCCAUUGUACUUCCGUACGUCCAGUAUGAGGCAUCUCUGGACUAUCACACCAGCGCUGUCCUAGCAACGGCCCUGGACACCUGCACUGUUCCUUACCGGCUCCAGUCCUCAACUCUCUCCAUGGCCCACCUUGCAGAAGCCCUGAAUUUCUCAGGGAGGAAGGUUGCGACUGCAGUAGCUGCGGUGCCUUUUCCCACAGCCCCAUCCCAGUCCCUGCCCGACGCUUUGUGUACCCACCAGUCGCCCAUGCCCUGGAGCCCGCUGUCUUCCUGCGGAGAGCAAGGGGACAGACGCUGUUUUGCUCAGUCUGUUGUGCUGCGGGGAAUCGCCAAAGAACGCCUGGUCAGCAAACCCCCUCCAGGUUGUGAGCCGAAGUCCAUCCUGCACAUGUGCGAGACGGGAGAGGAGGUGCUGGCCCGCUACUUGUACACCACGUGCCCCACCACCCUCAGCAGCACCGUGCACUUACUGCAAGGGCCUUGCCAGCUGCGGCCUCCAUAUCCCCAGUACUUCUCUCCUCUUCUGGACAGGCAUGGAUUCCUCUUGGAUGCCCCUGCAAGGGCCUCAGCAGCCGUCGAAAGCCUUCCCGUCGUCACCGCCCUGCAGGCCUCAGCCAUCCUGCACCGAACCCUCAACGGCUUUUACAAAGAGCUGCGCCGGUUGGACGUCCGCCGCUGGGCGAGCUUUUUCUCGGCGGGUGUGGAGCUCAACGACUUCCAGGAGGCCUUGGAGGACCUGAGGACGUUGUCCUACUGCUACACGGAGAGCAGCGCGGAGGAAGAAUCUGAAGACGAAGUGGACUGACUUCCCUUGCGCGGGGAGGCCUCCUGCUGGCCAUGUAAAUAAAUGAAUGAAAACUCGCUGGAGUA
Messenger RNA from Heteronotia binoei (common prickly gecko), 2046 nucleotides. It is a transcript of the gene MSTO1, whose product is annotated as misato mitochondrial distribution and morphology regulator 1. The coding region runs from base 245 to 1981 and encodes 578 amino acids. Gene Ontology annotation, biological process: mitochondrion distribution. Gene Ontology annotation, cellular component: cytoplasm. Lineage: Eukaryota; Metazoa; Chordata; Lepidosauria; Squamata; Gekkonidae. The transcript has 14 exons. The record is from RefSeq and is a predicted model, not a curated record.